Pteronotus mesoamericanus is the source of this 1573-nucleotide messenger RNA. It is a transcript of the gene PAGR1, whose product is annotated as PAXIP1 associated glutamate rich protein 1. Gene Ontology annotation, biological process: positive regulation of cell cycle G1/S phase transition; positive regulation of intracellular estrogen receptor signaling pathway. Gene Ontology annotation, cellular component: MLL3/4 complex. The transcript has 3 exons. The record is from RefSeq and is a predicted model, not a curated record. Gene Ontology annotation, molecular function: nuclear estrogen receptor binding. The coding region runs from base 435 to 1193 and encodes 252 amino acids. NCBI's taxonomy places the organism in Eukaryota, Metazoa, Chordata, Mammalia, Chiroptera, Mormoopidae.
CUUCCAAGUAGCUUUUACUAGAGCGGAACCUCCCGCACCAUCUCUAAUGCGCCUGCGUACUGUGAACUUGCGCAGCCUGCGACGCAGGUCUUAGCUCCAGGUGCCUACGGCGGCUGAGGUAGUGGACCUGCAAGGUGUGGAGAGGGGCGGUGUGAAGGCGAGAAGAGCGGUCUGGCCGAGAGAGUGGUUUCUGCCGUUCCCUGGGAACAUCUGAGUACUGUAUCUCAAUCCGUGGGGCGGGGUCCUCGGAGGAAACUGAGCGCCCCCUCCUGGUAACGGGAGGUCUGGUCGCAGAGACCGCUGUUGGAGCCUGAUUGGUUGGAGAGACAUCUUUGGGGACACCCCUGGGGAGCCCAGUUCCUGGGGGUCAGGGGAAUCCCCAGUUUAGUAAUCCUGCCUCCCCUAUAGUCGCAGGGUUCCUUCCCUAGUGGUUUAUGUCCCUUGUCCGGGGUCAUGGAGAUACUGCGGCCACCACGGCAGCGCCUGAAGAAGGGGAAGUGACCUCCGGCCUCCAAGCUCUGGCCGUGGGAGAUACCGGAGUCCCCUCGGCUUCGGCCAAUAAAGCCGAGGAAGAGGGGGAAGGAGUCCGGGAGGAGGCCGAGCGUGAGGGGUCUGGGAUCGAGGAGGCGCAGGGAGAAGCCCGCAGCGCUGAGGGGGAAGAGCAUGCCAAGGGAGAAUCCGAGGACUGGUGCGUGCCCUGCAGCGAUGAGGAGGUGGAGCUGCCCGCAGAUGGGCAGUCCUGGAUGCCCUCCCCUUCAGAAAUCCAACGGCUUUAUGAACUGCUGGCUGCCCACGGUACCCUGGAGCUUCAGGCUGAGAUCCUGCCUCGCCGGCCACCCACGCCUGAGGCCCAGAGUGAAGAGGAGAGAUCCGAUGAGGAGCCAGAGGCCAAAGAGGAGGAAGAGGAAAAACCGCGCAUGCCCACAGAAUUUGACUUUGAUGAUGAGCCAAUGACACCAAAGGACUCCCUGAUUGAUCGGAGACGCACCCCAGGAAGCUCAGCCCGGAGCCAGAAACGGGAAGCCCGCCUGGACAAAGUCCUCUCAGACAUGAAGCGACACAAGAAGCUGGAGGAACAGAUCCUUCGUACCGGCAGGGACCUGUUCAGCCUGGAUUCAGAGGACCCUAGCCCCACCAGCCCCCCACUCCGGUCCUCAGGGAGUAGUCUCUUCCCCCGGCAGCGAAAAUACUGACUGGUGCUGCUGGGGCCUUUCCUAACUCUGGGUGCUGGGAAACUUGGGAAGAGGAGAGAAACUCCAAGCUCCUAACACAGCACCUUGCCAGAAAGCGGGCGUGUGUGUAUGAUUUGUUGAACAUUUAUUUGAAAACUUGGGCUGAAAUUUCUGAAUCUAAAAUAAAAAAUACAAAGUUAUCUUCUCUUACAGGAGGGGCUUCAGCUGGAGUCCAAACAGCUGUGGCGGGGCAGAAUCGUCCUCAUCCAGCUAGGGAAGUUAGAGACACGGAGCAGAGGUGAACUCAAUCAAGUGCCUGCCUUAGGUUCUCUGACUCUUCCCAGUCUCUUUCCAAUGGGGCCAGCUGGCUCUGAGUGUUAAGUGAGCUGCAGUACCUUCAG